AUGGUGCUCACUUUCAUCGCCGGCUUCGGCGCCGUUUUUGGCGCGGCCGAGGGCAUCCGCGCGUCGCAGGCCAAGUCGCGGCGCGAAGAACACCGGAGCCGCAAGAACAACCUGUUUGUCCACUGCAUGAAGUCGACUCAGUACAGCCACCUGCUGGAGGGGAAGCAGGUAGUCCUGUCUGGCCACAUGUGCUUCAUCGACACGGGCAUGGCACACGACACGCCCUACGGCCACCCGUUCCUCGGCUACUACCUCCCCUACCCGGACGCCAAGUACUCGGGCCUCGUGAGCACCAUCACGGACGAGGCGCCCAUCAUGAACUGGGUCUUUGUGCACCACGAGACGUACCAGCUCAUGUACGGCAACCGGCAGCAGUCCGAGGGCCAGCUCUGCGGGCCCUGGGACUGCACGCGCCAGGACAAGCGCCUGACCUUUGCCGGCUGGGAGGGCUUCUGCGCCGUGCUCGAGGACGCCGGCUACUGGGGCCUCUACUUUGACGUCGACGGCGACAUGCUCCGCCGCAAGCUGCCGGGCAGGGUCGUCAUCGAGAUCGAGCUCGAGCGCCGCGAGCUCAAGACGAGGAAGCCCGUGUUCGAGGAGGACAUGUCGGUCGAGGACAAGCUCAAGGAGGCCCAGGCCGAGGCCGAGGCCCUCGCAAAGGUCCGCGAGGCCCAGGCUGCCGCCGCCGCCGAGGCGCAGGAGAGGGCGAGGGAGCAGGCUCGCAGGCAGGCCGAGGCGCAGCAGAAACGCAACUCCCAGCAGCAGCAGCAGCAGCAGCGACAGGCACGCGCCAAGUCCCCACCAAAGACGGGGUCGCCGCCGCCAACGCCCAAGACGCAGUCGGAAAAGGGCAAACAGAGACAAGAGCAGCAGGCGCGGUCAGAUGAUCAGCCCAGGAGGCGAAGGAGGUCCAAGGACAAGAACGGCGGGGGCGGCGGCGGCAAGCGCAGGGCAGAGAGCCCACAGUCUGACGGCGGCGGGUCGGCGGGGGCGGCGGCGGCGGGGCCUUCAUCGACGCCACGGGCGGCGGCCAAGUCGCCGUCCAAGCCGAAGCGACGGCCCGACCCGCUGCGGUCGCCCAGCCGGGCGCCGAGCCAGACGCACAGCCAGGCCUCGUCCCGGUCGCACCAGUCGCACCGGACGAACAAGACGGGCGACGAGGGCAGCAUCAGCACGCGCGCCUCGACGCAGCGCAGCCGCGGACGUGCCCAGCACCGCCGGACCGCAAGUCGUGGCGGCGGCGGCGCAGGUGGAGGCGGCGGUCAGCAGCAUGCUUCCGGGAUGAAGAGCCCGGUCUCGAACCCGUCCGUCAAGGCCCGGAUGACGCAGAACCGGCGGGCGUCGACGGCGUCGCUGAAGAGUCCCGUCCGGGAAACCGAGGCGCCAAAGAUGCUCGGCGUCAGGGAGGAGCUCGACGUCAGCUUCCCCAGGCUGGACGAGCUGCUGCGAUCGCUCAAGUACCAGAGCCCGAGCGUGGAGGACUCGGACGAGUCUGAAGACAUGCCGCCGUCGCCAGAUGUGGACUAG
Molecule: messenger RNA, 1527 nt
Organism: Pyricularia pennisetigena
Lineage: Eukaryota; Fungi; Ascomycota; Sordariomycetes; Magnaporthales; Pyriculariaceae
Exons: 2
Coding region: 1-1527 (508 amino acids)
Source: RefSeq, a predicted model, not a curated record